AUGAGCAACACCGCAGACAUACCCCUGCAGACUGUCGUCAGUCACUCGCCCUCACAUACCGCCACAUUGCGAGAGGAGAAGUCCGGCUCUUCUGAGAAGAGGGGUAUUUUCCAUGGCAGGCGGCGUGUCCAGAAGGUCGACUCCAGGGGGAACGGAUAUGCUGCCCCUGGCGCUUCCCAGGAUGACGAGGACAAGACAGCCCUCAACAGAAUGGGCAAGCUGUAUAUGAAGAUUCUCAACUUCAGCAUCGUCACACGCUACAUGAUCUAUGUUGCUCCACUGGCACUCGUUUUGGCUAUUCCCAUCAUCCUCGCCGCCACAGGCGUAAUCAAAAAGUCUGUCAGGAUCGGAGGCGAGAAUGGCGCUGAACCGCGCUUGUUCUUCAUCUGGAUCGAGAUCAUCUGGCUCAGUUUCUGGGCAUGCAAGAUCGUCGCUCACUUCCUUCCCCGCAUCUUCGAAUUCCUUGUCGGCGUCGUCAGCCCCGGUAUCAAGAAAUAUGUUCAAUUGCUCGCUGCUCUCGAGAAGCCACUCUCUUUCGUUUUCUGGAUGAUCGUCAACCAGGUCACAUACCAGGUCCUCAUCGUGCAGCCAUCCGACCAAAAGCCAACCUGGAUGACCAAAGUCGGAUCUGUCCUGCUUGCUCUCCUGGUGUGCACCUGUAUCAUUCUUGCCGAGCGCGUGCUCAUCCAGUUGAUCAGUAUCAGCUAUCACAGGAAGCAAUUUGAUUCCAAGAUCAAGGACUCAAAACGCAACAUCUACCUCCUGGGGGUUAUGUACGACGCCUCCCGCGCCCUCUUUCCAGAAUACUCCAACGAGUUCGCCGAAGAAGAUUAUAUCAUUCAGGACAAUAUGCCCUUCAUUAUCGGAAGCAGGAAAGCGACAAUGGGCCACAAUCGCUCAGGCUCCAAGACCCCGAUGCGUCUGUUGCAGAACGUGGGACGUGUUGGAGACAAGGUCACGGGCGUCUUCGGUGCUGUUGCCCAAGAAAUCACCGGCAAAAAGGUCUUCGACCCCAACUCGGCUCACUCGAUUGUACUGGAAGCCAUCGAGCACAACCGCUCUGCUGAGGCUUUGGCUAGGCGCAUCUGGCUGUCGUUUGUCGUCGAAGGCAAGAACGAAUUAUACAUGGACGAUCUGGUCGAGGUCAUGGGCGCCGGUCGCCAACAAGAGGCCGAGGAGUGCUUUGGCGCGCUUGACAAAGACGGCAACGGCGACAUUUCUCUUGAAGAGAUGAUCAUGACCGUGGCAGAAUUUGGACGUGAGCGCAAGUCUAUCGCGUCCAGUAUGCACGAUGUCGACCAGGCCAUCAACGCCCUCGAUGCUCUUCUGUUCACCAUCGUCUUCAUUGUCUGCAUCUUCGUUAUCGUCUGCUUCCUCAGCCCAAGCUUUACGACGACUCUUGCGACUUCCGCCACGGCUCUACUUUCUUUGUCCUUCGUCUUUGCUGCCACGUGCCAGGAAGUCCUCGGUUCCUGCAUUUUCCUCUUCGUCAAGCACCCAUACGAUAUCGGCGACCGUGUCGAUGUUGGCGCCGAUCAAUUCACCGUCGAGCACAUCUCCCUGCUCUACACCGUCUUCAAGCGUGUAAACAACGGCAAAAUUGUGCAAACGCCCAACAUCGUCCUCAACAACUUGUGGGUAGAGAACAUUACGCGUUCGACGGCGAUGCGAGAGCAAGUGUCCAUCUUCUGCGAUUUCGGCACCUCAUUCGAAGACAUCAACGCUCUUAAGCAGGAGCUGGCGACUUUCGUACGCGAGCCUGCCAACACUCGUGACUUCCACCCGGAGAUUGAAGUCGAGGUCGUGAGCAUCGCUGAGAUGAACAAGCUCGAGCUGCGUGUCGAGAUCCGCCACAAGAGCAAUUGGUCUAACGAGAGCCUUCGAGCAUCCCGAAGGUCCAAAUUCAUGUGUGCUCUGGUCGUCGCCCUAAGGAAGGUUCCGAUUGCUGGCCCUGGUGGUAGCGACGCUGCUCUUGGUAGUGCCGACAAGCCUUCCUGGUCUGUAGCUAUUUCGCCUGAGCACGCGCAGUCAGUGCGACAGAAGUACCUCGACGACAAGGACGCUGCCCGUCUGUAUCCCACAAAGACGCCAGAUGACAACGAAGACACGGGCAAGUCUACCGGAUUCGACUACCUCGCCACUGGCAGCGAGGGCGCUGCUAUCAACCAGAUCAACAAUCGCAAGCCUGGUGUAGACGCUGUUCGCGAUGACACUUGGGGAGCACGCGACGACGGUAGCACCAUCGGUCGCCCGAGUAUAGACGGCCGUCCUAGCAUGAGCAGUAACCGUCCGGAUCUAGAUGAAGUUCGCGGCCUCUUGCACAAGGCAAGCAGUGGCGGUCGCCGCAAGGGCGGUUCUACUCUCGCGCCCACUCCCAGUGGCUACAGCACCGAGACUAGGCAAGCCAUGCCUCCACUCCCUCUCGCCGUGAAUCCGUCGCCUCAACACUCUAACAAUGCUAACUCAUACGCACCUGCACCACUUUCGGUGCCACGCACGCCUGGUUCACCAAGCUCGAUCUCAACCGGAAACAUAGAGGAAUACCAGUACCAGACAAUGGUCCCCCCGCCUCCACGUAAUGAUGCUCGCGGUCCCGCAAUGCAGCAGCAGCAAUCCGGCGGUCUGAGGUCAACGUCCUCGAAUGCGGGCACAAACCCUUACCGGACACAGUCUCCCACAUCACCGCCACCUAACGAGCAGCAUCCGUACCGUCCGUAA
Messenger RNA from Paraphaeosphaeria sporulosa, 2718 nucleotides. RefSeq lists its product as uncharacterized. Gene Ontology annotation, cellular component: membrane. The coding region runs from base 1 to 2718 and encodes 905 amino acids. Gene Ontology annotation, molecular function: calcium channel activity; calcium ion binding. Gene Ontology annotation, biological process: intracellular calcium ion homeostasis; calcium ion transmembrane transport. The record is from RefSeq and is a predicted model, not a curated record. NCBI's taxonomy places the organism in Eukaryota, Fungi, Ascomycota, Dothideomycetes, Pleosporales, Didymosphaeriaceae. The transcript has 2 exons.